Molecule: messenger RNA, 1158 nt
Organism: Anthonomus grandis grandis
Lineage: Eukaryota; Metazoa; Arthropoda; Insecta; Coleoptera; Curculionidae
Exons: 3
Coding region: 202-1101 (299 amino acids)
Source: RefSeq, a predicted model, not a curated record
AUAGCUGUUCUUCGGCAAAUUUUAUGCUUCUUAAUGCACCAAUAGCCGAAGAAGUCAUCGGACUCAUACCGAAUGGUGGUACCCUCGAGGCGCUUCUAGUUUUUCACGUUAUCAUCUCACGGAUCAUCGAGAGGCAAAAAAGAUGAAGAACCGCUUGGACGAAUUUCGAUCGUUCACAGUCAAGUAACGGCAGCGAACAGGAUGGCAUCAGGAAGGAAUUCGAUUUUUUGGUGUGUCGGUUUUUGUUUUUUGGUUCUGGCGGAGGGAGGGCCCAGGAGGUCCCAAAGUAGAAACAAGGACAAAGACGAACGACCUCAGCUGGUGUACGACCAGAAGCAGACCGGAGAUUAUAAUAUCCAGUUGCACUUAAAGGAUUUCCAGAUUAUCGCCCUUUUGGGGGAUGACGGGUUGGGGGAUUACGAAUAUGACUACGACUAUUCUGACUUCACAAUAAAACCGUCAGGACCCACCACGUCAACCAGCACAACUUCCAAACCCUCCUCAACCACCACUCAAGGUUCUACCACUAGAUCCUCAAGCUCACCAUCUUCAGUUGCGAGCACCACCUCACCAGCAAAGCCAUCAAUGGUUCCAAACCUUCAACCAGAUUCACUUGAAAUAGUGCUACUGGAACCCACAAAAAAACCCAUUGAAAACGCCACUUUUAAAAAACCCUUGGAAGAAUCUUUGAAUAUUCAAGGAGGUUCAACUGAAGAAUCUUCUUCUUCUUCUUCGAGCACGCCAUCAAUUCUUUCACUAAGGCUCUCCUCACCAAAACCAGACUCUUUGGAUAAAAUUAAAGUUCAAAUUGUGGAAGGUCCCGGGCCUUCUUUGGGUAACAACUUAUUGCCAUUGGGGAUAGUACCUGGGGAAGAUGUCCAAUCAGACUCUGGUGAAGUCUUACAAGGGGAGAUUGCGAGUUAUAGGAAAUGUGCCAGCGGGUUCUCUAGGGAUAAAAAAGGCCGGUGCAGGCGUCUUAGGAAACCUGCAGUAGCUUCCCAGUUGCCGUUUGGUUUUGGAAGAAUUGCUAGUAAUUUGGCUACAAGGUUAAGACUUCCCACACCGGUUUCAGAUACUGAAUUAUCAACAAAGAGUUUGUAGAAUGUUAGAUUGUUACUAAGUUUAUUUUAUUUAUUAAACCAAUAUUUUUAUAUUCAA